CUUCAACUCACCCCUCCAUAAUAUCUCUUUUCUCACCGCGCCACCCGCGUCCCGAAAAGAUCUUACCAAAAAACGUGACCAGUUAUUAAUUUGAAGACCUCGGCCAUGCCAAUUGAAUCAUGAUUCGAUUUCCGUAUGGCGUGCGCGUUGGAUGAUUUCGGCAACAUGGAGAAUGCCAUCUGAUCCCCACAUUUACAAUAGCCCCGAUUGUCUUGUGGAGGAAUUAGCUCUUCUUAUGGCGACGUCGCCGGGCCUAAUGGGCUCCGCAAGCGUCCAUUGAUGUUUCUGGAACAAAGUAUUAAUACUGCCACAGAUCCCUCUAGAAUCGUGCUCCCGCCUACCUUUGAAGUCUUCAGCUCCUUGCACCUUAUCACCAAUUCCACUUCUCUUUAUACCUCAAUUGAUCAAUCAUGCCUCCAGCUGCCAUCAUAGACGCUGCACCAGCAGCCGCCCCAAAUGGCAAACAGCAAUCCAUUGUAUCCUCGGUCAAAUCAGUCAUUGCCCCGUCGUCCAGCAUAGCCGACAACUCGACGUCAGUGCCCGCGUGGGUCAAGCCAGACCUCACCCGCCUUCUCCGGGUUGAGCAUCUCGAAGGAUCAUUCGCCUCACGAUCGAUAUCUCUCGUCGACCUCCCAGCCGGAGCCGUCUUCGCGCGAAUCACGAACCCCACCCCCGCGACUUGUGCCUACACAUCCGUUCAGGCCUCCAAGGAUCUUCACAUUGAGUUGAACAGUGACUUGGUUUACAUCAACCACUCCUGCAACCCCACAUUGAUAUUCGAUAUGCCGCGAUGGGAGGUCCGAGUGAACCCAGACCGUGCCGAAGGACUGAAGGCCGGCGAGGAAUUGACGUUCUUCUACCCCAGCACAGAGUGGGAUAUGUCACAGCCAUUCGACUGCCGUUGCAAAGAAUCGAACUGCCAGGGUGCUAUAUCAGGGGCAAAGACUAUGCCUGCUGAUGUGCUUAGCAAGUACUGGUUGGCUCCACACAUUGAGUCGUUACUCAAGGAGCAAAGGAGUAUAGAGAGCAACGGAAACGGAUCCAAGAAUAGUGCAUAAGCGGGGUAUGGUUAGGACAAUGUCCGGGUAUAGAGCCAGCGUGGUCCUAUAGAUGUUCUAUUAGCGUUAGAGGAAGCGAUUUGUGCUGCGUAGAAGAAUACAUUAC
Messenger RNA from Aaosphaeria arxii CBS 175.79, 1164 nucleotides. RefSeq lists its product as uncharacterized. The coding region runs from base 411 to 1058 and encodes 215 amino acids. Lineage: Eukaryota; Fungi; Ascomycota; Dothideomycetes; Pleosporales. The transcript has a single exon. The record is from RefSeq and is a predicted model, not a curated record.